Molecule: messenger RNA, 4733 nt
Organism: Bufo gargarizans (Asiatic toad)
Lineage: Eukaryota; Metazoa; Chordata; Amphibia; Anura; Bufonidae
Gene: CILP
Product: cartilage intermediate layer protein
Exons: 10
Coding region: 194-3727 (1177 amino acids)
Source: RefSeq, a predicted model, not a curated record
CGAGCUGUUAGCUGAGCUGCUAUAUAAAAAGACCCCCACAGCUCCAGAGGAGAAACUCAGCUCUGCAGGACAACUGGAGACACAAGCAGAUUUGGCAAAACGACUAUCGGAGCCAUAAGGAAUCUACAAUACAACGCACAGGUGUUUGCUGUCUUGGACCAGUGAAACCCAGGAGAAGACGCUCUAGGGUACGAUGCGAUCUGGCUUAUUAAUUUGCCUGCUGCUCUUAGAGGUGGCCUAUGUAACUGGACAAGGACCUCGAAAAGGAGAUGCUGUGCUGAGUCAUUCCACACGGAAAAUUCGUCCCGGGAAAAAAAUCUUACCAGGUCCAGUAAAGAUCAAAGCCGAUGAGUUUCAGCAGUGGACAACCUGGUUCAACAUUGAUCACCCAGGUGGCAAUGGAGACUAUGAGCGCCUGGACGCCAUCAGGUUCUAUUAUCCUAACAGGGUUUGCCUGAAACCUCUGCGUAUGGAGGCACGAACUACAGAAUGGGUCCCAGCAGGAAAGACUGGAGAAGUUGUGCACUAUAGCCUAGCAAAAGGAUUUUGGUGUAUCAAUACAGAGCAACUGGAAGGCAAAAACUGUUCCAAUUAUUCAGUCCGCUUCUUGUGUCCCGUUGUUCUACAUCCCACUGUUCCAAAAGAGACAUGGUCAGAAUGGUCCCCAUGGAGUGCGUGCUCAGCCAGAUGUGGUAGCAAUGGCAUGCAGGUACGGAGAAGGACCUGUUUAGCGGAGGAUCACUGGCAAGACCACUGUAAUGGACCCACAGAGGAGGGACGCAUGUGCACUGGAGCGCUGUGUACAGUGUGUAAUCUCAGCUGUCCUAUGGGGAAAGCGAGCGCAGACUGCAGUGUGUGCGAAUGCAAGAACCAAAUAUUGUAUGGCACAGUCACCCUACCAGACGGAGCGCCCGCUGCUGGUGUUAACGUGUACGUCAUCUCCAAGAAACCCAGAGUAAAAGCUGUAUCUGAUGCACAAGGGCAUUUCCGCGUGGUAGGGUUAUGUCCCAACAGCACAUUGCAGUUGAAAUUGGAAAAAUACUCUGUGGUGAAUGUGAGAACUCCUAAAAGCGAAGGAUCAUCUUCAUCUAUCAAUAUCAGUAUGAAGAGGAGAGAAAAGCCGUACAUUAUAGAAAACCCUGAAGCCAAGGUGAGGAGAGUGGGGCAAAGUGUGACAUUCUGCUGCAAUUCUGUGGGAGAGCCAGCAGUAGAACAGUACCUGUGGUACCAUAAUGGAACCCUUUUGGACCAAAAUAUACAUAAAUCUAGCAAUGAGCUGACCCUUCGAAAGCUCAAGGUGAGCCAAGCUGGAGAGUACUAUUGCAAGGCUAAAAAUGAUGCAGGAUUUGUAAAGUCCAGCCCUGCCAAGCUUACUCUCAUUGAUCAGGAUGCUCCUGCCUGCAUUCCAAAUCCAGAGAUUCAUCUCAUCCAACUUCCUCAUGACUGUUUUCAAAAUGCCACUAAUUCGUUCUACUACAAUGUUGGGAAAUGUCCGUCUACAUUUUGCCCUGGGGAUCUGGAUAAUGGACUAAGAUGCAAGGACAAUGUGCCCUACUGCUGUGGGAUUACUGAAACAGAAGUAAAAGAAGUCUCCUGUCAGGGUUAUGUUCUCCCAAUUAAAGUUGCUGUGCAGUGUGGUUGCUUAAAGUGUACAGACACCAAAAUAAUUGUUCGUGGAAGGGCAAUAGCAUCUGAUACUGGAGAACCCAUGCGAUUUGGACACAUAUACAUGGGAAAUGCCAGGGUUAGCAUGACAGGUUAUAAAGGCACCUUUUCAAUUCAGGUUCCUGCAGAAACAGAGAGGUUGGUUCUUACUUUUGUUGACCGGCUACAAAAAUUUGUUAAUACCACGAAAGUUCUUCCAUUCAAUAAAAAGGGAGGUGCUGUUUUUCAUGAGGUUCUUCUUCUCAGGAGAAAAGAGCCGGUCAUAUUGGACUCCAUGAAGACAAACCAGAUAUCUCUAGGAGAUGUAGAAAAUGAUGAUCCUAUAGCUGAACUGGAAAUUCCCCCAAAUUCUUUCUAUAGACAAAAUGGAGAGAUCUACAAUGGAAAAGUAAAGGCAAGUGUAACAUUUUUAGACCCAAGAAACAUAUCAACAGCCAGAGCUGCACAAAGUGACUUAAAUUUUGUCAAUGAAGAAGGUGAUACCAUGCCACUACGCUCAUAUGGGAUGUUCUCAGUAGAUUUUACUGAUGAGAAAGCCAUUGAAUCCCUGAAUGCUGGAGCAGUUAAAGUAUACCUUGACUCUUCCCAAGUCAAAAUGUCAGAGCACCUUGAAAGCAUGAAAUUAUGGUCUCUAAAUCCAGAAACUGGACUUUGGGAAGAAGAAGGAGACUUUCAACAAGCAAGAGUACGGCGAGGUAAAAGAGAGGAGAGGACCUUUCUUGUAGGCAACAUGGAAAUUAGGGAGAGAAGAUUGUUUAACCUGGAUGUUCCUGAAAGUCGAAGAUGUUAUGUGAAAGUUCGUGCAUAUAGAAGUGAAAGGUUCUUGCCAAGUGAACAAAUAGAAGGUGUAGUAGUAAACCUAAUCAACAUGGAACCUAUGUCAGGAUUUGCAUCCAAUCCUCGAGCUUGGGGACGUUUUGACAGUGCUAUAACUGGUCCAAAUGGGGCAUGUUUACCUGCAUUUUGUGAUGACAACAGCCCAGAUGCUUACUCUGCGUUUGUAACUGCCACUUUACUAGGAGAGGAACUGGAAGCAGUUCAAUCUUCUCCAAAGUUUAACCCAAAUAUAAUUGGUGUCCCACAACCCUACCUAAAUAAACUGAAUUAUAGAAGAACAGAUCACGAUGAUCCCAAAGUAAAAAAGACAGCUUUCAGCAUCAGUGUGGCCAAACCAACUCCAAAUGUUGCUGAGGAGAGCAACGGUCCUGUUUAUGCCUACAACAAACUUCUAGAGUGUGAAGAGGCCCCUUCUAAUGCCGGACAUUUUAGAUUUUACAGAGUAGAAGGUGAUAGAUAUGACUUCAACACUGUAACAUUUAAUGAAGAUGACCCAAUGAGCUGGACUGCAGAUUACUUAGCCUGGUGGCCCAAGCCAAUGGAAUACAGAGCUUGUUAUAUGAAAGUUAAAAUUGUUGGGCCUCAGGAAAUUAUUGUAAGGUCUCGAAAUAUGGGUGGCACACAUCCACAAACAGUUGGCCAACUCUAUGGAAUUCGAGAUGUACGGAGUACCAGAGACUUGGAAGAAUCCAAUCUCUCUACAGCAUGUGUGGAAUUCAAAUGUAGUGGUAUGCUGUAUGAUCAAGACAGGGUAGAUCGUACACUCGUGAAGAUUGUCCCUCAAGGAAGCUGUCGGAGGGUAUCCAUAAACAGCAUGCUUCAUGAAUAUCUUGUCAAUCAUCUUCCAAUGGCAGUUAACAAUGACACCAAUGAGUAUACUAUGCUUGCUCCUCUUGACCCACUUGGACAUAAUUAUGGCAUUUAUACAGUUACUGAUCAGGAUCCAAAAACAGCUAAGGAGAUUGCCCUUGGUAGGUGCUUUGAUGGCUCAUCUGAUGGGACUUCUAGGGUGAUGAAGAGUAAUGUAGGAGUAGCCCUUUCUUUUAACUGUUUGGAUCAGGAUGUCAGGCAGCAAAGUGUCUUUCGUGGGAAUGGACUAGCAGCAUCAAGUGCAUCUAGACAGGGAGGCAGAAAUACAAGGCAACAAAGAGCAAGUAGUAGAAACAGGUCAACAGUUAGAAUAACCUCUCUUUUAACAUCAAGAGAGCGCAGUUCAGAUCAGUAAGAACAGAACAAAAGCCAGAACAGGCUUCUACUACACUCCUUUACUUCAUGGCUAUAAGAGAGUUUUCAGAAAAUUCCAGACUCAUUUGCCAAGGUGAGAUGUACAGAAUUAUAGCUUAAUUUACUACAUAAUCAACAUUUUUAAUUUAGAAGAAAAAUCAAACAAUGAGAAUUAUCCUAAUAAAAUUGCAGCCAACAGCUAAGAUACAAAAUCAACAGAAAUAUCUCCUAUCUUUCACAAACUCCUUUUUUUUUUUUCUUUUAUUCAAUAUGCUGAAAAAUAAUGAAUGGUACACUUGCGUUUUGCCUACUUAAAUGCUUAUUUCAUCUGACUUGUGGAUCAGAUUUAAUGGCUUCCUUCCUUCUGUCAUCCUUUGAUUUGUAUCUUUUAGCAUUCAAAACUGCCUCCUCCCAUUGGGAACUGAUAAAAUAAUGUAUAAUUUAUUUCCCACCACUAGUACAAAGCAAUAAUAGUUUUCCAGAUGUGAGUCCCACUAAAGAUUAACGUGGAAACCAGAACUAGAAUGUGACUAAUCUCUUACAACUGACCUAAAUUACAUCCAAAAUAUUUUACCGAAAUCCUAAGGCAAAAUCCAUACAAUCUAUUAAAGGAGACCAAGUGUUCUAGAGACUGUAUUUUCAGAUUCCAGAACCAGAGCAAAAAGGUCACAUAUGCAUCUGAUAAAUGCAGUAUUGUACAAUGUUUUCUACUAUCACUAUGGCUUUAAACAGAUAUACUGUACACAUGCAGUUUAUUAUCUCAUGUACAUCGUCCCCAUGCUUUUCUUUACAAUUUGGACUCUCCUGACCUUUUCUAACCAUAUAAACGUAUUCCUCUGGUUUGUUUCCAUUCUGUAUGUAGCAUUUACGUUGCUGUAUCCGACCAAACCCACACUUCUCCUUUCUCUGCCACAGCUCCAGCCCCGUCCCUAACAACACCCAGCUAGUUCAUAGCUCCUCCCACCAGCUAGUUACAUAGACACUUCCCUAUCACUGCCCCUAACAAU